Molecule: messenger RNA, 3439 nt
Organism: Sinocyclocheilus anshuiensis
Lineage: Eukaryota; Metazoa; Chordata; Actinopteri; Cypriniformes; Cyprinidae
Product: voltage-dependent calcium channel subunit alpha-2/delta-2-like
Exons: 39
Coding region: 56-3322 (1088 amino acids)
Cellular component (GO): voltage-gated calcium channel complex
Molecular function (GO): voltage-gated calcium channel activity
Source: RefSeq, a predicted model, not a curated record
CUGCUGGGUCACCGUGAGGAUAUCUGUGCUGCAGGAUUGAGUGUUUUCAUGGAAAAUGGCGAGAUGGGUUCACGCGUGUCUGCUGCUGCUGGUGAUUUUCAGCGGAUCGUGGACCGCAGUGGACACGCUCACAUUUCCACAGCAUUACACGAUCAUGCACUGGGCUCGUCGCAUUGAACAGGAGAUUGACAGAGUCUUGCAGCACAUCAGCGGGGCUCAACAAUUGAAAGGGAUCUACGGUGAGAAGAGAAGACAGUUCAGUUUGGUCAGAAAUAACCCUCGAGAAAUUGUAGAGAAAGUUGCGACUGACAUCGAGAGACUGCUGGCCAAGAAACGCAAAGCACUUGAGAAACUUGCGAGUGAAGCGGAGCGUCUUCAGAAAGAUCAUCGGUGGCAGGAUGGAAUCAAGGAGGAAAAUAUUGAAUAUUAUAACUCUAAAGCAGAGAUGGACUAUGACGGUGAGGACAUUGAUUCCCAGAUGUCAUUGAAACUGGAUUUUAUGUAUGAUCCAAACUUCAAAAACCAUGUGAACUACUCACACACCGCUGUCCAGAUCCCCACAGACAUCUACAAAGGCGCUCCGGUGAUUCUGAACGAGCUGAACUGGACGCAAGCGUUAGAGCGAGUCUUUAUAGAGAACAGCAGAGACGACCCGUCGUUGCUCUGGCAAGCAUUUGGAAGCGCCACCGGUGUCACGAGAUAUUAUCCAGCUGCUCCCUGGAAAGCGCCGGAUAAGAUUGACCUUUAUGAUGUACGACGACGACCCUGGUACAUUCAAGGAGCAUCCUCGCCCAAAGAUAUGGUCAUCCUCGUAGACGUGAGCGGCAGUGUCAGUGGACUUACUCUCAAACUGAUCAAAGCUUCGGUCACAGAGAUGCUCGACACACUCUCCGACGAUGAUUUCGUCAAUGUGGCCAGGUUCAAUGAGAAGGCCGAGGCGGUGGUGCCCUGCUUUAAACACCUGGUUCAAGCGAAUGUGCGCAAUAAGAAGAUCUUUAAAGAGGCUGUGCAGCAGAUGCAGGCCAAAGGAACCACCGAUUACAAAUCCGGCUUUCACUUUGCCUUCAACCAGCUGCUCAACAAGACGAAUGUUCCUCGAGCCAACUGUAAUAAAAUCAUCAUGUUAUUUACUGACGGAGGGGAGGACCGAGCUCAGGACAUCUUUGAGCAGUACAACUGGCCCAAUAAGACGGUCCGUGUGUUCACGUUCUCGGUGGGGCAGCACAAUUAUGAUGUCACUCCGCUGCAGUGGAUCGCAUGUGCUAAUAAGGGAUACUAUUUUGAGAUCCGCUCCAUCUGUGCUAUAAGGAUUAACACCCAGGAAUAUCUGGACGUGUUGGGCCGCCCCAUGGUUCUGGCAGGAAGAAGUGCCAAGCAGGUGCAAUGGACCAACGUCUAUCAGGACGUGCUGGGUCUGGGGCUGGUGGUGACGGGGACGAUGCCGGUGUUCAACCUCACUGUGGACGGAAACUCUCAGAAUCAGCUGAUUUUAGGGGUGAUGGGAGUCGAUGUUCAUCUGGAUGAGCUGAAGAGACUCACGCCACAAUACAAGCUGGGAGCAAACGGAUACAUCUUCGCCAUUGACCCAAAUGGAUACGUGCUGAUGCAUCCGAACCUGCAGCCUCGAGAGGAGGAUUUGCCAGAGCCGGUGACGCUGGACUUCCUGGAUGCUGAAGUAGAAGACAGCAGCACACAGGAGAUUCGCCGGCAAAUGAUUGAUGGCCGAUCAGGAGAGAUGAUGAUCAAAACUCUAAUUAAAUCAAUUGACGAGCGCUACAUUGACGAGGUCACGCGUAUGUACUCCUGGACGCCCAUUAACAACACUGAUUACAGUCUGGGUCUGGUACUUCCUCCAUACAGUGAAUAUUACAUCCAGGCUGAUCUCAGCGAUGUCAUGCUGCAGCUGCAGUAUUUACAGUCCCUGCUGCCGAACUCGUUUGAGUCGGCUGGUCACGUGUUUCUAGCUCCCAGAGAAUACUGCAAGCGUCUGCAGAUGGCUGAGAAUAACACACAGUUCCUGGCGGACUUCCUGUCUCUGAUGGUGGAGAUCUCACCUGAAUCUGAAGACUGUGAUCAGGGUCUCAUUCAUAACCUGAUCUUGGAUUCUGGGAUCCUCUGGAAUCUCGCCACACGCGUUUGGCAGAACAAGGAUCUCAACACGUACGGCUUCCUGGCGCUGUUCGCAUCCACCAAUGGAGGCGUCACGCGCGUUUACCCCAACACAGCUGCUGAAUCAUGGGACGAGGAUCCUGAACCUCUGAACUCAAACUUCUUCCGCCGCACUCUGGACAACAAAGGCUACAUCUUCAGAGCGCCAGCGCGAACCUCAGUGGAUGAUCUGUUAAUCUCAGAGAACGGCACUGUGGGGAUUUUGGUCACCAGCGCCGUGGAGGUCGUGAUCUCAGGCAAAACCAUGAAGCCUGCAGUGGUUGGAGUUAAGCUGGAUUUGGAGGCCUGGGUCGACAAGUUCAAGAUACUCGCCAGCAACGUAUCAGACAGCAGACAGGCCGCUCAUAAGUGCGGCCCCUCCAGAUCCUGUGAGAUGGACUGUGAAGUGAACAGCGAUGAUUUGUUGUGUUACCUGAUUGAUGACGGAGGUUUCCUGGUGAUGUCCAAUCAGAGAGACCACUGGAAGAAGGUGGGUCUGUUCUUCGGCGAGGUCGACCCCUACCUGAUGUUCGCCCUCUACAACAGCUCAAUCUACGCCCGUCAUCAGACCUUCCAGUAUCAGUCAGCCUGUGAGCCGACAGCCAGCAGCCACACGGGAGCUGCGCACAGAGGAUUCUAUGUGCCCUCCAUUGCUGAUUUUCUCAGUCUGGCCUGGUGGACGUCAGCAGCGGCGUGGUCUGUCCUGCAGCAGUUCCUGUAUGGACUCAUCUACAGCAGCUGGUUCACCACAGAAGAUGUCUGGGCUGAGAGUUCGGACACUAAAGGGAGCAGCAGCUGUGUGACGAUUCACAGUCAGUUCUACUUCACUAACACCACCAACUCCUUUAACAUGCUGCAGGAUUGUGGGAACUGCUCCAGAUUGUUCCACGCCAAGCGUAUAGAAAACACAAACCUAUUGUUUGUGGUGGCAGAGACGCUGCCCUGCAGCUCCUGCGAGAUCGAGAAACUCCUACCUGUCAGAACAAAGUCUCAAGAAGAGAAUCCGUGUGAGGUGUUAAACUCCGCCCGCUAUCGGAAAGGACCUGACAAAUGCUUCGACUACAACUCAGAGGAGAACGCGUCAGAGUGUGGCAGCGCUCACUCUUUACACUGUCCGAUGCGAGUUCUGCUCUGGAUUCCGUUAUUGUGGCUUUACCUCAUUCUACGAUCGUAAUCCAAGUCCCACUGCCUUCAGUGUUUCUGUCCCUCAUCCGUACGCCACUCCCGCUGUGUGCCGUUACAGCAGAGCAUGAUGGGGAAACGUGGAACAUUGUGCAGAUCCAAAAAAAAA